UCUAACAUUACAUUUCUCCCCGAGAGUAACAGAGUUGGUGGACUAGUCAGCUCAGACGGAGUGUCGACUGAGUACUGAAACCACGUCUGCUAGACGCUCAGUAUGCAGACUAUAAAUAGACUACCGCGUUACGGUGUGCCGCUGUUGUUAUUUAGGAUAUAGACUUAUAGAUCUAGAACUAUUUUUUUGUUUCGCCAGGGUAUUUGUUUCAAGGAGUGAUACUAUAUGUGUGUGUGUGCAUCUCAAUAGAAACAUGCAUUUGACUUUUCUAGUUCAUCUUGGUUGUUCUAUGUACAGCCAAUAAAGCGGUGUUUUGUGUAAUAUACAUAUUAGUGGUUCCGUGACAAUGUUCUAUUUAUAGUGACCAAUUUCUAGGAUUAUUUCAGUUGUGACAUUUUGAUAUAUAGUCAAGUGAAUGCUUCUUUAACAUUUUUUAUGUAGUCAAGUGCAGACAUCUAUAAACAUUUGUAAGUUUGUUUCGGAAUAUUGUAACUAUACCUACGUCAUGUUUUUCUUUUUUUAAAAAGUGUUAACUGAAUCCUGCAUCGGAAACACGUGAACUUAUGACCCAAAACAUGCAUGUGAAUAACAUGGAUAUCUUAUAAGAAAAUUAUUUCUACUUAGUAACAAGGAUUAUCCACAUGCUCUAGACUAAUUUCUUGAAAGAUGAAUCAAGAGGACUCUAGUUCGCUGCCAACUUCUGCCGCAUUCAAACAGGAGCCUGGCUUAAUUGAAAGUUCGAGCCAGGAAAUGGCAGAUAAGUCGAGUCAAUCUGUCUGUGCCGCUGAUCGAACGGUGGAGGAAAGCAACUUUGUUAAGUCCCCUGAAGACUUGUCCUACCCUUCUGGGCCAUCAUUAGCCAAGAAAGCGCGGGUAGCCAAGGAAGCCGCAAGAUUGAUCGCGGCCAGCGAAGGGAGUUCCGGUGAGAAAAAUAAUAGUACCUCUCCAGGGCCAGCGGUGUCGCCACCAAAUUUUUUAACGGUGCCAGCUGUGGCGGCGACGUCACCUGCUGCAUCAGCUAGCGGACACGUGCACACGGUGAUCAAGUCUGAACCUCGUGACGACAUUAAGGACUAUGUGGAGACGACCAUGAAUGAGCUACUAGGCUGGUACGGACUCCCCAAGAUAGACAAGGGUGACACCCCUAAUGUUUCUCUGAAUGGGUAUCCCGCUCAUCUCUCUAUGACAGACCAACAGUCGCCGCCGCCCAUGGCAGCUGGUGCAUUGUUGUGCCAUAAAAGAAAACACCUUGUACCCAAGUCAUCGCCGCCCGACUUUGACGCCAGCAACGUGAAUCUCAGGAGCGAAGACUGCAGGAGGAGGUCUGCUGUGGUGCCUUCGUCCCUCCCUUCACCAGUCAGCGGCGAAGAUAAGAGUGGGAAACACAGCAACGACACCAACAACAAUAACAGCAGUGGCAGCGGCGGAAGGACUGACGACGAGGAGGAUGAUGCUGACCUUGACGACCCCCACCAGCUUCCUGUCAGUGACGACACAGGAGAUGAGAUGGACAACAUGCGGGACUCGCCCAGUGUCCGGAGCGAUGUUAGCGGAAUGAUUUCACCACUAGGAGGUAUAACUGACAGUGACCGCGGGACGUUUAUCAUCUGCUCCUGGUGCCAGAAACCCGGAACUAAACUCUUCACAUUGGGUACCCCGACUGGGGUCAAGGCGUUCUGUAGUGAGAUCUGUUUCACCCAGUGUCGGAGAGCAUCUUUUAAGAAGAAAAAGGUGUGUGAUUGGUGUAAACAUGUCCGCCACACAGUCAACUUUGUAGACUUCCAGGAAGGUGAUGUACAGCUUCAGUUCUGUAGCGAGAAAUGUCUCAACCAGUACAAGAUGAACAUCUUCUGCACCGAGGCCAGGCAACACCUGCAGCACAUCCAGAAUAUUGUCAGUGAGGAGGACAAGCGGGGGGAAUCUAAGGGAGAGCUAGGCCAGGGAGAGCUGCUCAUUACCCCGGAACUUUGGCUGUCUGCCAACUCGAAUGAAAGCAAUGUCAGCGUGAAAGAAGAAGUAGACGAUGAGAAAUGUGACAAAGGAAAUGAAAGACACUCUGAAAGGGCAGAGGCGUACACUAAAAUGGAUGAUGAAGAGGAGCCGGGGGAGCUGCGAGACAAAGGCUCAGCUUUGGAUGGAAAUAGCAGGCUGACGCACAGUGAUGACAGCAGCUGCUCUUUUGAAGAAAGAGUUUUACCAGCCCCUGUCCCAAUGCGUCUUCAUCGUGCUCAUACAGAUCUGUCGCACUUAGCUUCUACACAUUUACAAAGACAUGAAGACAUUCAUAACAAAGGAGGAGACAGCAGGCCAAGAAAAGAUUUUGGAAAAUGUAGGAAAUCGUUUUCUGAUAACAAACCUCGAUCUGGUUCAGCUGAUCCUUCAAGUUCCCAUACUUCCAGGAAAGAUAAACCUCCUUUCCCUCAUAGGCCACCAGCUGAGGUCGCGCCUUCCUUUGGGGGUUUACAAACUAGCGGAGAAGCUCUUGCCACUCACCAACCUCUUCUCCCUGAAUGGGCAUCUCUGCAUCUUCUCUCUAUGAUGCCUCCACACUUAAACGCCGGAUUAAACAUUGGCUAUGCUUCAAAUCCGCUUCUCUACUCCAGCCUCUUUGGAGCUAACCCUUUACCAGGACAGGUGGAAAAAGACAACCAAGCGAAAUUAAGGCACGAAUCGAGAAGAGAGCUUCUACGUGACAGAGACCGGUACACUAACCACAAUGACAGAAGACAUAAAAGUAGAGAGAAGCCAACAGGACCACUGUCUCCAUCUACUUCCCUUUCGUCAACGGAUACGCCUGGUCCUGCUGGCGCAACAGGACCCGCCAGGCUUCCAACACCUUCAGCCAUUCCUUCUAACGUAUUUACAGACAUGACGAGGCAGUUCCCUCAUGUCUCUCCGUUUAUAGGCGAGGCCAGCCACACAAACCCUUUAUCACAGUACUAUACGAACUCUGCAUUGCCAGGCAUGUUACCGUUUUCAUUGCCUUUUAACCAGCCGCAGAACCUUCGGACAGGGCUGCCCACUCCAGCAGCAACCACCGCUCCCCAUCCGCCAUCCACUUCCGCGCAUCAUCCACAAGCACCUUUACCACCGCAGCCACCACUCCAGUUCUCAGGCGUUCCUCCUAUAACUGUGAUGGUGCCAUACCCUGUGGCAGUUCCCAUCCCUCUACCUGUUCCUAUACCGAUUCCUAUCAGCCCAGAGAAAUUAUUUGCUUACUUCAGAGAAAAGUCGGAAUCCGCUAAAACGGCCAAGCAUAAGGGUAACGCCAGUCACCAAAGGACAACUUCACCGGAAGAUACAAGACAAAGGGCAGCCAGUGCUAAUCAUAUGGUCAGCCCUUUAUCUGCGCUUUCUCCUAGGCCGACGUCUAAAUGUUCGUCGCUCGGAGGCGUACCUCUCGUUGCGACACCAUCAAUGAUAGAGUCGCCGGAGCCUGGACUUAUGCUCACGGGCAGGGAGUCUACAGAUUCCAUAAUGACUCUGAGACGAGAGAUAUCAAGGUCUCAGCUUAAAGCAGCCUCGACGUCUCCGUGCUCCUCUUCAGCCAGGAACUCCAUGAUGAGCCCAGGCGUGGCUCCAUACAUGCUAGAUCUUUCCAAAGGGGCCUGUCGAGACUCUCCAUGUAACGAGGACGAAGCUAUGGACCUUAGCAAAAUGUCCUCACGCUCAGACUCACCAAGGCGAUCGACUGAUAGCUCAGAGAAGGAGAAUAACUCAUCAAACAAACGAGGCGCCCUGAGCGACGCGGGCGGCUCCAGGAGUGACAUUAAGGUUCCCAGAAUCCACAUCGUCUCUCAGCCCCCAGAUCCACCCCUUACACAACCUUCAGCGUGCACCCCUCUGCCUCCUGAACUGUCUACCUACUCCAGCAGAAGGAGCAGAAUUUUAGACGCUCCAAGCGUGCCCAAAAAGUCCAGAAGUCCAUCUCCUGAAAGACGUUACAUCAGGACAGUACCUCGAGACAUGGUGGAAGCUGCUAGGCGGCGAGGAUUGCGGGCGAGAGUACGCUCCAAAUAACUUUUCUUGGCACAUCUAAUAAGAGUGUCUUUUCUGAAAUAUCUCACUCUAAAAAAAACUUUUUAUAACCAUGUGUCGAAAGUUUCAUUUUGAUUCUUCAAAAUGUAUAAUGUAAUUAAAAAAAAAAAAACUAUUAUGAUACUGUGUAUCAAAAACUGAUAAUUUAAAAUAUUUCUUGUCAAUCUGUUUCCAGAAUUCCAGUAGGGGCGCAUUUUCAAGAGAACAUUAACCUCUGACCUACAUGAAGUCUCAAUAAUCUUGAUUAAUUAACUGCUUAAUUAGAAAGCCAUUAUUUUUUAUUUUUUUUUCGUGUCAAAAUCGUUUUUUUAUUUAAUGUGCUGCCAACUCUAAGUUGUGUUUUAAUAUUUUAGCAGGCCCAGAACUUACAAAGCUAACCACCAAACUGACGUGAUUAGUUUGAUUAGAAGUUUGCUGUUUUUUUUUUUUUUUGUUUAGCUGUAAUUUAAAUUUGAUUUCAUAAUUAUUUCACUUCAAAGAUUCUAGAAGACAAUAUUGCAUCUUACAUUUGUGUGUAGAUUGUGGCCAUGUCUGUGAAAUGUAUAUAGAUCUGAUUUGUUUUGUGUUUCAUUCAAGUGCAAUAAUAAAAAAAAAAAAAUUUAAAAAACUUUCUGGGCAGACAUUGCUCUAAAAAGAAACGAAACAACUUAACAAGAAACAGUUAUACUAUGCGUGCAUUUGAGGAUCUAAGGAAGGAAAAGUAACUCUUUUCAUUUUGUAAUUUAAAAUGAAUACCAAGUUGUUUCCCUUAAUAUAAUGUUACAGUAUUUGUCUCUAGUGUAUUACAUUAACAUUAAAAAAAAAAGCAACAGAUGGACGUUUUAAUGUAACUUACACAAACCUCUUAGCAAUAUCUUCUGAUGUGUUUAUAUUUAUUACAUUACUUUAUGUGCUCAUCAAGGGUUUUCCAUCUAUCAUCACCUCAGUUAAAUUAGUUUACUGAAAUGUAUAUACUAAUUAAUCUUGGCGAACGUCAGUGCGCGUCUAAUACAAAAUACUAGAUUAAUAGAAAUCUUUGUAUAAAAUAUAUUGCUUCUUUUUUUUUUUUUUU
Biomphalaria glabrata is the source of this 5089-nucleotide messenger RNA. RefSeq names its product sine oculis-binding protein homolog. Bases 667 to 4020 code for a protein of 1117 amino acids. The record is from RefSeq and is a predicted model, not a curated record. Gene Ontology annotation, cellular component: nucleus. NCBI's taxonomy places the organism in Eukaryota, Metazoa, Mollusca, Gastropoda, Planorbidae. The transcript is spliced from 5 exons. Gene Ontology annotation, biological process: animal organ development.